This is a messenger RNA of Epinephelus moara (kelp grouper), 6597 nucleotides long. RefSeq names its product chromodomain helicase DNA binding protein 1-like (gene chd1l). The transcript has 27 exons. NCBI's taxonomy places the organism in Eukaryota, Metazoa, Chordata, Actinopteri, Perciformes, Serranidae. Gene Ontology annotation, biological process: chromatin remodeling; DNA repair. Gene Ontology annotation, cellular component: nucleus. The record is from RefSeq and is a predicted model, not a curated record. Gene Ontology annotation, molecular function: ATP-dependent chromatin remodeler activity; DNA helicase activity; ATP binding. Bases 90 to 3146 code for a protein of 1018 amino acids.
UUCCACAACACAGAGGAGGACUCAUUUGUCCGUACAUGUCCGAGCUACAGAAAGUUGUGUGUUUGUGUUAGUCCUGCCGGUUUGGAAACAUGACAGACAUUUUGUUAAAGAUAAAAAACAGCGUGGCGGAGAAGAAGAAGACGGCUGUGACGCAGAGUGACGUACAGAAGUGGGGUUUAAAAGGGAUACAGCUGAGACCCUACCAGCUGGAUGGUGUGCAGUGGUUAACUCAGUGCCUGAAGAACCAGCAGGGAUGCAUUUUAGGAGACGAGAUGGGUUUGGGGAAAACCUGUCAGACGAUCUCUCUGCUGGUGUACAUGUCAGGAGCUCUGGGGAAGAAAGGUCCGUUUUUGAUUCUGAGCCCGCUCUCUGUCAUGGAGAACUGGAGAAAGGAGCUGGAAUGCUUCGCCCCCUCUCUGACUGUGCUGUGUUACAAAGGAGACAAAGAGAGACGGGCUGAGCUUCAGAGAGAAACGGACACACAAGAGUUUAAUGUUCUGCUCACUACGUAUGAGCUGUGUCUCAAAGAUGCUUCAUUCUUGAAACGGUGGAGGUGGCAGGUGCUGGUGGUUGAUGAAGCUCACAGACUGAAGAAUCAGAAUUCACUGUUGCACAAAGUCUUGACACAGUUCUCAGUUGGUUUCAGAGUCCUGCUGACGGGGACGCCCAUCCAGAACAACUUGCAGGAACUCUACUCUCUGCUGAGCUUCAUUCAGCCCAGCAUCUUCACAGCUGAUGACUCGGACAACUUUGCCAACACUUACUCCAAUGUGAAAAGUCAACCUGCUCUUGCUGCUGAGCUGCAGAGCAUCCUGGAGCCCUUCUUGCUUCGUAGAGUCAAGUCAGAAGUGGCUGUCGAUCUGCCGAAGAAGACUGAACUGCUGGUGUAUCACGGCAUGUCGGCUCUGCAGAAAAAAUACUACAAAGCCAUUCUGAUGAAGGAUCUGGAGGCUUUUGGAAAUGACCAGGGAAACAAGAACCGGCUGCUGAACAUCUUGAUGAACCUGAGGAAGUGUGUUGACCACCCGUACCUGUUUGAUGGGGUGGAACCAGAGCCUUUUGAGAUGGGGGAGCAUCUCGUUGAAGCCAGUGGGAAACUUUGCCUUUUGGACAGCUUGCUGACUUUCCUUCACAAAGGCGGCCAUCGGGUCCUGCUGUUCUCUCAGAUGACGAGGAUGCUGGACAUACUUCAGGAUUACAUGGAGUACAGAGAUUACAGCUAUGAACGUCUGGACGGGUCUGUCCGAGGGGAGGAAAGAAAUCUGGCAGUGAAGAACUUCAGCAGCAAAGAUAUCUUUGUCUUUCUGCUCAGCACUAAAGCAGGUGGAGUGGGCCUGAACCUCACAGCGGCUGACACUGUCAUUUUUAUGGACAGUGACUUCAACCCUCAAAACGACCUUCAGGCUGCUGCACGCUGCCAUCGGAUUGGUCAGAACAGGCCGGUGAAAGUGAUCCGCCUUCUGGCAAGAGACACUGUGGAGGAAAUCAUGUACUCUCGUGCUGUAUCCAAGUUGCACCUCACCAACACUGUUAUUGAAGAGGGACGCUUCUCUUUGCUGGACCAGGCUCAGUCAGCUGCUGCAGGACUGCAGCUCAGUGAGAUCUUGAAGUUUGGAGUAGAUAAGCUUUUGUCUUCGGAGGAGAGCUCUGUACAGGAUGUGAAACUGGAGAAGAUCCUCGGUCCGUCACGUGGCGGUCAGUGGGUGGAUGAAGACUUCACCUCUCUCAGAGAAGAGGAGGAGGAAGAGAACGGCUCUGAAUCUGACGCCCAGAACCACAUGUACUACUUUGAGGGGAAGGACUACAGUAAGGACCCCAGCUCUGAGGACCAGACCAGCUUUGACCGUUUGUUGGAGGAGCAGCUGGCCGAGUUCCAGAAAACUGCAGGAGAGGGACGAGCUCUGAGACACAAAGCUGGAUUUUCCCUGUCAGUAGCCUUUGGGAUUCCCACAAGGAAGAGGAAACCUCUCACUGAGGCCGAGCUGGAGAUGCGACGCCAGAGACGAGAGGAGGCUGCAGCCAAGAGAGCCAAAACUCAGGAGGAAGCAAAGAAAAAGCAGCAAGAGCAGAAACACAAGAAAAAAAUGGCGUGGUGGGAGUCAUGCGGCUACAGAACGUCCUGCCUGCCGUCUGUGGACAGCGAGGAGGACGAAGACGACGAAGAGGAUGAUAGCAGCGUAUGCUCCACUGACUCUGACAGCACGGCCAUCAACUAUGUUCUGGGGGAUGUUACUCAUCCUCACGCUGCUCAGGGAGACGCUAUCAUCGUCCACUGUGUUGAUGACUCAGGUCGGUGGGGCCGGGGAGGCUUGUUUACUGCGCUUGAGGUGAGAUCAGAUGAACCACAGAAGAAGUAUGAGUUGGCUGGCAAGAUGAAAGAUUUGGACCUUGGACAUGUGCUGCUCUUCCCCAUCGACGACAAACAGUCCAGAUUAAGUGGCCAGGAUCAAUUGGCCCUGAUCGUAGCACAGCAGCGAGACAGAGCGAACAACUUGUCUGGCAUCUUUCUAACUGCUCUUGACGAAGGUCUGAAGAAGAUUUACGCUGCAGCUAAAAGAAACAAAGCAAGUGUCCAUCUUCCUCGCAUCGGCCACUCCACCAAAGGCUUCAACUGGUACGGCACAGAGAGGCUCAUCAGGAAACACCUGGCCUCCAGAGGCAUCCCCACGUUCAUAUACUAUCACAGCAGAGCAGCAAAGAAAACAGCUCCACCUCAGGCAUCCACCUCUGCGACCUCAGCAUCGACAUCCUCCCCCGAACCGCAGCCGCACAACCCAGACAGGCUGAGUGAAGACGAGACAGAAGCAGAAACCUCCGGCCCCUCGACUUCUCUCCAGAGUUGCGGCCCUGCAGAGCUCCCUGAAUUCAUGAGGGGAGUCCGUGUGUUUUUCUACAACCUGUCUGCAACAGAGAGGAAGAGGCUGGCCCGCUACCUCAUCACUUAUGACGGAGACGAGGAGGAGAUCAUGAGUCCGGACGUCACCCACAUCGUCGCAGAGGUGGAGAACAGCGUCCACACACAGGAACUCCAGGAUCUGGUGCGUCAGUACACUCAGGCUGUCCCCGUGCAGAAGGACUGGUUGGAGUCCUGCUUCUCCAAACAACGAAAAGUCGACACUGCUCCGUUCCUCCAUCUGCUCAGAUAACACUGUGUUUCACUGUUUUUUUAAUCUCUCUUUUUUUAAACUUUCCUUUUGGGUCGAGCUUGAAUGGACUAAAUACUUAAAAAUUAUAUCAGAGCAAUUUGCACUCAGUGGCUUAUAGUUAGUUUAUUUUUAUUUAUGUGUCAUGCAAAACAUCUGGCCCAAUCUACAUACAUCUUCUGGGAAUAUAUAAAUACACUACAGGAGAGAUAAAGGAAAAAUCCAAAGAGCAAAAGUAAUGCAAUUAACUUGGACUGGGCGAUAUGACCAAAAAUCCAUGUGUGUGUACUUACAGGCUGAACGGUGAUACACGAUAUAUAUCUCAGUAUUUUCUACAAAAUGGGCGACAUGUUUUCAGUUGCAAGUCAACUCCACAUUUGAGAUGUCAAAAGCACUUUUAUGAAAACAGUCGUGAUCAAAAUAAAAUGUAAAGACAGGGAUUUUAUUCCCCCUGUUUGAAAAUUAUGAAAAAAAUAAAUAGCAGGGCUGUACGUUAACAUUUUUGCACACAGCACUGGAGCUACAGAGGUUUAAAGGUUUGCAGCACAGGACACUAAACUAUAACAUGAGUAUAAAAGUAUCCAGUAGGCCUAAAUCCAUUGUAGUUUGGAACAAUCAGAAAUCUUUGUGGGCGGAGUUAAAACAUUAUUUUCCAUCUGUUGGGCUUUUAAAUUAAUCUUUUUAUUUUUAUUUUGCACAGAGCAUCAACAGAGAGGCCAAGGGAGGGAAGGAGCGAGAGACAUUUUGUCCUCGUUAUAUACGUCCUAUAUAUAAAAUGUCUGUGCUGUCGAUGGAUUUUUUUUUAUUAAUACAUCUGUCGCCUGCAUUCAGGCGCUGUCUCCAUAUCACACAUUAGACCACAACUACCAAGAAGAACAGCAAUGCGCUUCGAGCCACCUCAAUCUACAUCUUGCCUUAAGAUAUAUCAAUAUAUCGUACGUAGUCAUUACUUCGCCCAGCCCUACAAUUAACACAUUAUAAAGCAGGGUGAGAAUUACUAGAGACCUCAUGAUAUGAUAUUAUCAAGAUACUCCAGUCAUGAUACAAUAUCACUGCAAUUUUUAACAUUUUGAAAUAUGCGGAGUAUUGCAGUAGCAUAUAUUGUGAUUUAUUAUCUUUUUCAACUACGCAUUAUUUCCUCCAAACUUUGUCAGCAACUGUGUUAUCUGUUAAGAUACAAGUUUUCUGUCUGUUCAUUUCACGUCAGUCAUUUUAUCUGCUGCAAAAAUGUUUCUAGAGGACUGAAAAUGCACUUGACUUUAUUGUACUAGUAGGCGGCUGAAAGUUGCAACAUUAGUAAUUUAUGUAAUAAAAAAAAUACUUGGCGACUGUGUAUAUUGAUACAAUAUAUAUAUAUAUAUUAUAUUUUUUCACCCUCCCCCUAAUCAGUCCAUCUAUUUUCAUCCGCUUAUCCGGGGCCUAGUCGUGGGGGCAGCAGGCCAAGUAAAGCCCCCAGAUGUCCCUUUCCUCGGCAACACUUUCCAGUUCCUCCUGGGGAACUCCAAGGUGUUCCAGGCCAGAUGAGUCAUGUAGUCCCUCCAGCGUGUUCUGGGUCUGCCCCGGGGCCUCCUACCAGUGGGAUGUGCCCAGAACACCUCUAACAGGUGUGAGGAGGCGCCCAGGAGGAUCCUGAUCAAAUGCCCGAACCAACUCAAGUGACCCCUUUUGACGCGAAGGAGCAGCAGCUCUACUCCGAGCUCCCUCCGGAUGUCUGAGCUCCUCCUCACCCUCUCUCUAAGGCUGAGGCCAGACACCUUUCAGAAGAAACCCAUUUCGGCCACUUGUAUCCACAAUCUCAUUCUCAGUCACUACCCAGAGCUCAUGACCAGAGGUGAGGGCUGGCACGUAGAUGGACAAGUAUAUUGGAAGCUUCGCCUUCUGGCUCAGCUCCCUCUUCACCAUGACGGUCCAGCGCAGUGCCCCCAUCACUGCAGGAGCUGCACCAAGCGCUCCAUUCUACCCUCACUCGUAAACAAGACCCAGAGAUACUUGAACUCCCUCACUUGAGGCAGUAACUUACCCCCAACUCAAAAGAACCGGUGGCACGGUGGUACAGUGGUUAGCAUUGUCGCCUCAGAGGGUUCCUGGUUUAAACCCAGGGUGGGGGAGCCCUUCUGUGCGGAGUUUGUAUGUUCUUCCUGGGUCAACAUGGGUUUCCUCCAGGUGCUCCAGCUUCCUCCCACAGUCCAAAGACAUGCAGGUUAAUCGGUGACUCUAAAUUGUCCGUAGGUGUGAAUGUGAGUGUGAAUGGUUGUCUGUCUCUGUGUGUCAGCCCUGUGAUAGUCUGGUGACCUGUCUACCCUGCAUCCCAGAAAUUAACUCUAAAUAACUGCUAUAAAACUAUAGUUUAUGAUACAGUCUUCUCACAGGUAUUCUCUGAGUAACCUGCUCAUCUAAAUGUUUCAUAUAUGAACAGGAUCUUUGUGCAUAAUCUGGAUUAUCGAAAUCAACAAAUGUUUUUAUCUUUCAAAACAAACUCCUGCACAGUUCCCAAUAAAACAGGGCAAACAAAACUAAUCGUACGAAUCUGAUUUUCUUCCAGACUAGCAACACUUGUAGUUAUAACACUUAGAGGUACAACACCAGAUCUGAGCUGGGCACACUUUACUUUCUAUAUAAAUGAAAGAAUUCUUAGUGUCACGUUCAUGAUUCAUCAUGUUAAAUAAAUGAAAGCAGUUUGGGUUUAAUCCAUAUAUCAACAGCUCAUAGCUCUUUGAGUAAACACAUAUUCUCUGAACAAAUAAAUGUUGAGUUUUUAAAUUUAUAAAUGACACAGGGAGUCAAUAAAGGAACUUCACAGUGGGAGGUUAUUGACACUGGUGCUGCCUAGUUACAGUUGACUCAGUUAACUAAUCAACCACAGCCAUAAAAACCGUGCUUGUGUGUGUGUGUGUGUGUGUGUGUGUGUGUGUGUGUGUGUGUGUGUGUGUGUGGAGGACGCAGCCCACACACACACACACACACACACAGGGUAAAAGGUGGAGUCAGUCUUUGGGGCGGUGCUCAGCGGCAAACUAAAGAACAAAGUGCUCUCGUGCGCCAAUAGUUUCUCAUCUGUCUCGCGGAGACGACAUCAAGGACCGAUAUACAUUUAUAUUCACCUAAAAAUCAUUACUGCUUUUUUAAAACUUACUUUUUUUUUUAAAGGUAAAUAUUUGCCGGCAUUUUUGUCGAGGCUGACUCACCUGAAGGAGGCUUGAGACUUUGCAGCAGUGACGAAUUUCAGGUGCAUCUUAAACUGGACACACAUGGAUGUCUGCAGGAGGCCCAAUGAUGCUCCCCACUUCAGUGUUUGCGGCGUCAGCACCCAAUAGUCACGUCAGCCAGUUGAGCAGAUACUUGAACAGCCACCACAACACGCCUGAAGAGGACGAUGAGACCAUGAGCACAGAGGAGCGAGAAGCCAGCACACUCCACAAACCAGACUCCACCCCUAACCCUGAUGGCCACCGCC